Messenger RNA from Cyphellophora attinorum, 1104 nucleotides. RefSeq names its product Ribosome-interacting GTPase 1. Lineage: Eukaryota; Fungi; Ascomycota; Eurotiomycetes; Chaetothyriales; Cyphellophoraceae. Gene Ontology annotation, biological process: cytoplasmic translation. Gene Ontology annotation, cellular component: cytoplasm. Gene Ontology annotation, molecular function: GTP binding; GTPase activity. The coding region runs from base 1 to 1104 and encodes 367 amino acids. The record is from RefSeq and is a predicted model, not a curated record. The transcript is spliced from 3 exons.
AUGGCGACGACGGUGGAUAAGAUCAAGGACAUUGAGGCCGAAAUGGCCAAGACGCAGAAGAACAAAGCCACAUCAUUUCAUCUGGGUCAAUUGAAAGCGAAGCUGGCCAAGUUGAAGAGAGAGCUGCUCACGCCAACAUCGAGUGGUGGCGGUGGUGGUUCAGGCUUCGAUGUUGCAAGAACGGGUGUGGCAUCAGUCGGCUUCAUAGGCUUCCCUUCAGUGGGCAAGUCGACCCUCAUGAGUAGGCUGACAGGCCAGCACUCAGAAGCGGCAGCAUAUGAGUUCACAACGCUCACCACAGUGCCGGGCCAGGUCAUGUACAACGGCGCUGCCAUACAGAUGCUGGAUUUGCCAGGUAUCAUUCAAGGUGCAAAGGAUGGCAAAGGUCGUGGUCGACAGGUCAUUGCCGUGGCCAAGACGUGCCAUCUCAUCUUCAUCGUCCUCGACGUCAACAAGCCAUUGACCGACAAACGUGUCAUUGAAACCGAACUCGAAGGCUUCGGCAUCCGUAUCAACAAGGAGCCGCCAAAUAUCGUCUUCAAGAAGAAGGACAAGGGCGGGCUCAACAUCACCAGUACCGUUCCACUGUCUCAUAUCGACCACGAUGAGAUCAAAGCGGUCAUGAACGAAUAUAGAAUAUCUUCAGCCGAUAUCGCCAUUCGCUGCGACGCCACCAUUGACGAUCUGAUCGACGUGCUCGAAGCGAAGAGUCGUAGCUAUAUUCCCGUCAUCUACGCUCUCAACAAAAUUGACGCCAUCUCAAUUGAAGAGCUUGACCUGCUCUACCGGAUCCCGAACGCAUGCCCAAUCAGUUCCGAGCAAGGUUGGAAUGUCGAUGAGCUCUUGGAACAGAUGUGGGAGAAACUCGAACUGAGGCGAGUCUACACCAAGCCAAAAGGGAAACAACCAGAUUAUACAGCACCUGUCGUCCUCCGCAAGAGCGCCUCGACCGUCGAAGAUUUCUGUAACGCCAUACAUAAGACCAUUGUAGACGACUUCCGUGUCGCCAUCGUUUAUGGACGAUCAGUGAAGCACCAGCCUCAGCGCGUUGGCUUAUCACACGAGCUAGCAGAUGAGGACAUCAUCACCAUCAUCAAGAAAUGA